CCGACAGUGUCUCUGGUUUUUCCGACACUCCCGGCUGCAGCUGGAGGCAGCACGGCUACCUGUCUUUCGGGUCCAGCUGAUCUGAGUGAGAUGAUUCACAGAGGCGUCGACCUGUGUGGACAAACAGAGCCGCUCACAGACCGUGUGUGUGUUUCAUCUAAUGGAGGCGACCAGCUCCAGUUUCAUGUGGGACGUGUCUGGAUGGAGGAGACUCUAAAAGCGGCGCUAUGGCCAUGGAGAGCAGUGUGUGGAGUCCCUGCGACUACAGCCACAAUGUCACCUUCUUCUACAACCUGGUGGGUAAGAAGAUCAGCGAAACGUGGUCGCCGCGGGACUUUUUUGUGAUCGGACUGGGCUUGACAGUAUGUCUCAUCGUAGUCUUGGCCAACCUGAUGGUGAUGGUGGCCAUCUUCAUGAACCACCGCUUCCACUUCCCCAUCUACUAUCUCCUGGGCAACAUGGCUGCGGCGGACCUGUUUGCUGGUAUUGCCUACGCCAACCUGAUGUUGAACACGGGCCCCUGGACCAGAACACUCACCAAGGAGCAGUGGUACAUCCGCGGGGCUUUGAUUGACAUCAGCCUGACAGCCUCUGUGGCCAACCUGCUGGCUGUUGCCGUGGAGCGCCACCAGAGUAUCAUCACCAUGCAGCUGCACAGCAAGAUGACCAAGCGGCGCGUGGUGCUGCUGAUAGUCGGCAUUUGGGCUGUAAGCACCAUGAUGGGCCUGGUGCCCUCCACGUUUUGGAACUGCGAGUGUGAUCUGGCUGACUGCUCCACUGUCGCUCCUCUCUACAGCCGCCGCUUCCUCAUAUUCUGGGCAGUUCUCAACCUGUUCACUUUCCUUAUCAUGGUGGCCAUGUACACACGGAUCUUCGUCUACGUGAGAUACCAGACCUGUUACGCUGCUCAGCACACGUCGGAGACGUGGCACAGGCAGACUGUUAUCAAUCUGAUGAAAACCAUCUCCAUGGUUCUGGGCGCCUUCGUAAUCUGCUGGAUGCCCGGCCUCGUGACCCUCUUACUGGACGGGCUGCUGGGUAAAGCCAGCCACGCCAACGCCUACGAGAAGUUCUGUUUGGUGAUAGCAGAGUGCAACUCUCUGGUCAACCCCAUCAUCUAUUCCCUGCGGGAUGACGAGAUGCGGAGGACGUUCAAGAAGAUCCUGUGCUGCCUGUGUCGGAGAGGUGGCGACCAGCAGAGGGAGCUGUCACCUGUCGAGGUUGACUCGCCACUGCCAGAGGAAACUCUUGGCUGUGUGGAGAAGUCAGAAGAUCAGGCCGUCUGUACAAACAGUAAAGAAGACAGCUGGACGCUGCCGGUGGUAUGAUGGCUGUAGGCCUGCAAUUUAAAAAGACUUUUACUGCCAUCUAACCAGCACAGACUGUGUAAAUUUAUUUUGUAUUUCUGCUGGACGUCAGUCAACUCCUGCCAAUUGACCUCUCUUCUGUUUGCAUUUCUGAAUUGAAUGAGAAAAAAAAAAAAUAUGUAUAAAGUUGCAUUUUUCGAAAAGGAUUUUAUCCAUGUGGGACACGUUUUCAUCUCUCAUAGGACAGCGUAUCCACCAUCUCGACGAGGCUGACAGAUUCACAUAUUAAUCAUCAGAUGGUGCAAUCUCUCCUUUUAUUACAUUUGACUAUCACAAGAGCAUUUGUGACAAAUUAUAAAAUGAAACACUCCUAAAAUCUGAAAUCAAAUACUGAAAAAUCACACUAAAUCAUUUUUUAUUAAUUUUCUAAUAAGAACACUACAAUUUGUCAUAUUCUUCCUUUUUGUUUUACUCUUUCUAGAACAAUUCUAAAGUUGAGGUAUAAAAGGAGUUCAUACAGACUCACAAGUCUGAAAACAGUGGGGGUUAUAUACAAGAGAAAUGGAAAGACAGAGGUAGAGAGAGGGGUAAAUACAAGGGAAAGAGGGGAGAUACAAAUAUACUAAGAAUAAAAACAAAGAAAUCAAAAGGGUUUCAGGAGCCAUUCGGUGCUGUGGAAGUCAUUUAGUCACGAGAUUUAAACAUGAUCAACGGUAACAUAAAAAGUAGGUGUUCAAGGUUUGCAGAUCUGUUGCAAAAAUAUCACUAAAUGUUUACAGUGAAUGAUCAGGUGUGAAAGUUUUUGCGGUACACAUUAUUUUAGGAGGUGAGUUGACAUUAUUGGUGCAUCUGCUUUAAUGUGAAAGUCAGCCUCAAAAAAAAAAAAGAAUUAACUUCCUGUUUCUGCUAAGUACUGUUUGCAAACUCAGAGUAUGAGAGUAAAACAUAAAAGCAUUAAAAACCAGAGGCGCUCUCGAGUGCAAACCUCAGUCAAAGCCAAACAAAAGUGAAAAAUAAUUUGUGUAUCAGUCCCGUGACUCAGAUCGGCUCUUCUUUCACCCAUGCUUUACACUUUCACCAAGUCUCAUGAAACUCAGGCCAGUAGUUUCCCUGCUGACAAACUGAACCCUGGCGAAGGUAAUUAUUGAUUUGAAUAAACCUUAGGGUUAAUGAGAUUAACGUUCCACAAAACAGGCAACAUCUGCACCUUCACAUUAAGUUGAAAAAAGCUAGUAAAUGUGAAGCUCCAAGAGCAUGAAUUAACAACGGUCCUUUAGACUGUUAAACAGUUUUACAACUCCUUUUUGCCACAGCACUGACAGAAUAAAUCUUCAUCGGUCAAUCGACUAGUUGUCAACUAUUAAAUCAAUCGCCAACUAUCAUUCAGUUUGAGAACAUUUUUGAGAAAAAAGUAAAAACUCCUUGAUACCAGCUUGUUAAAUGUGAAUAAUGUCUGGUUUCUUUCCUCCUCUGACAGCAAACUGAAUCUAUUUUGGUUGUGGACAAAACAAAACAUUUGAGGGUGUUAUCUUGGGCUUAGGGAAACACUGAUUGACAUUUUUUGACACAAUUUCCUGACAUUUUAUAGACUAGCUAAUCGAGAAAAUAACAACGGUGAAAAUAAUCGUUAGUUGCAGCCCUAAAACUGAAAGUUCUGAUUUCAAGGAAUCAGAAAAUGAUUUAGAAAUUAAAGGAAGCACAAAUGAGUAAAUAUUUGUAGUGACAGGAAAAGGUUGGUUGAUACAGCAAAGUGCACCAAACAAUGUCCACUGGAGAACUUCAAUUGAUAUUUCCACAGCACCAAACGUGACACCCUUAAACCCCACAUUGCCACCCGGUUAUGUAACAAAAGACCUAAAUAAUAUUCAAAGUUGAUACAGAGUUAUCGUGAAUCCUGUGACACAAAGGCCAAAUAAAACUGGCAUCUCAACCAAAACAUCAAAGUUUAUAAAAGAAAAAAAAAAAUACUGAAACAUUACACAAACUGUACAGUGACAUCCAUUACAACAGGUAGAAAAAGGGGGGGGGGGGG
Epinephelus moara (kelp grouper) is the source of this 3339-nucleotide messenger RNA. It is a transcript of the gene lpar2a, whose product is annotated as lysophosphatidic acid receptor 2a. Gene Ontology annotation, biological process: G protein-coupled receptor signaling pathway. The coding region runs from base 228 to 1328 and encodes 366 amino acids. The record is from RefSeq and is a predicted model, not a curated record. Lineage: Eukaryota; Metazoa; Chordata; Actinopteri; Perciformes; Serranidae. The transcript is spliced from 4 exons. Gene Ontology annotation, molecular function: melanocortin receptor activity. Gene Ontology annotation, cellular component: membrane.